Syngnathoides biaculeatus (alligator pipefish) is the source of this 2754-nucleotide messenger RNA. RefSeq names its product phospholipid phosphatase-related protein type 4 (gene plppr4b). Gene Ontology annotation, molecular function: phosphatidate phosphatase activity. The record is from RefSeq and is a predicted model, not a curated record. Bases 1 to 2445 code for a protein of 814 amino acids. NCBI's taxonomy places the organism in Eukaryota, Metazoa, Chordata, Actinopteri, Syngnathiformes, Syngnathidae. Gene Ontology annotation, biological process: phospholipid metabolic process; axonogenesis; phospholipid dephosphorylation. The transcript has 7 exons.
AUGUCUGCAAAAGAAAAGGCAAUUCUCACCAAGGACAGUGUCAGUCUGCUUCCCUGUUUCUAUUUCGUUGAGCUGCCGAUCCUGGUGUCAUCUAUGGUCAGCUUGUACUUCCUGGAGUGGACCGACGUGUUCAAGCCGGUAAAGUCCGGCUUCAACUGUAACGACCGCAGCCUGAGCCUACCCUACGUCGACCCCAACCAUGAGGUCAUCCCGCUGCUGAUGCUGCUGAGCCUGGCUUUUGCAGGACCUGCGAUCACGAUCAUGAUCGGAGAGGCCAUCCUGUUUUGUUGUCUCUCUCGACGAAAGAGCCGCACCGGCGCCGAAGCGAACAUCAACGCAGCCGGCUGCAACUUCAACUCUUUCAUCCGUCGAGCGAUCCGUUUUGUCGGUGUUCAUGCAUUUGGUCUUUGUGCCACUGCGCUCAUCACAGACAUCCUUCAGCUGAUGACGGGGUACCCGGCCCCCUACUUCCUCACAGUGUGUAAGCCAAACUACACCAGCCUAAACAUCAGCUGCGAGCAGAACCCUUACAUCAUGGAGGACAUCUGCUCCGGGGUCGAUACCGCAGCGAUUAACCGGGGCAGAAAAUCAUUCCCAUCCCAGCACGCUACCCUGGCGUCAUUUGCAGCUGUCUACAUUUCAAUGUACUUCAACAGCACUCUGACCGAUUCGUCCAAAUUGCUCAAGCCCCUGCUGGUCUUCUCCUUCAUCAUCUGCGCCAUCAUUUGUGGUCUGACUCGCAUUAUUCAGUACAAGAACCACGCCAUUGACGUCUAUCUGGGAUUUCUGCUUGGCGGAGCCAUCGCUCUCUAUCUGGGUUUGUACGCAGUUGGAAAUUUCCUCCCUAGCGAAGAGUCGAGCACCAGCCUCCCCUCUCAACCGCACUGCCCCUCCUGCUCGUUACCGCACAUUAGUCAAGAGGCGGUGCUUCACCACCUGCAAAUGAAAGCCAGCAUUUCGGGGGAGCCCGGCAUUCCCGCCUCCCAGUCCGAAGGGCUUCUCCAUCGCGGCCUUCCGCCGCAGAAGGGCGACGAUAGCCUAAAGUGCGCGGGCAGGGAUGCGGACGGGCUCUCCUCCCACAGCCCGCGGAGCAAAGAGACCAUAGUGACCUUUAGCCACACCCUCCCUCGUGUCCACACACCGCAGGCCAUUGCGGCGUACGAGGAGGCAGCCAGACGUCACGCUGCCACCCUUCACCACGCCUCCAUGGAUUCUAGCCGUUCGAAGCAGCUUUUGUCACAGUGGAAAAGUAAAAACAACCACAAAUGCACUCUUCAGGUACCUGACUGUUUUCCGCCGUCAGGAGACUUAUCUGUUCAGCCCGCUCAGCAUCCUCAUCACCACGGCAGCAUGGAGGUCCGAUCCAGCUCCGAACCGUCGGCCAUGGGUCUGGAUGCGAACUUUGAAGCACACGCGUAUAUGUCCAAACUGGCCACAGGAACCAGUACCACGUUGCCAAGUAACUGCAGUGGAAUUACCGGAGGGGCAAGAAUGCUGAUGCAGUCUCGACCUGGAUCUUCACAACUGGUCCACAUACCUGAAGAAUCCCAUGAGAAUUACCACAAUAGCUCCCCGAAAGCAGUAGGAGGAGAAAGGAGUGACAGUAUUUCUUCAGGAGAUGGCACCGUUCAGGCGAACUGGCAAAGGGUUGCCGAGAAGACUGCGAUUUGCAGGACUAACGAUGACGGGAAGAAAACCCAGCCGAGAAUCAUGCAAGUGAUUGCUAUGUCCAAGCAGCAGGGUCUCCUUCAGACUCAUUCCAAAAGCUUGGACGAGAGCAGCACUGUCGGAAGUUCCCAGGGCUUGGCUCACUGCAGGGCUCUUGCUGCUGACAAGGACCCUAGUACCACUACAGGACCCAGCUCACUGGGUAGUACCACAGGCAGUAUUUCUGGCAGCACCGGAGCAAUUGUCAGAAUAGAGGCGCACCCUGAAAACAACAAGCCGGUUAUUCAGGCUCCUUCCACCGACGGGAGCGGAUCGUGGAGGUGGCGAUCUCUGGAUCACGGCAAUGGAGCUGUCGUAGGCCACGGGAGUACAGGAGGUGGGAGUUUGCGGCAAUCCUUCGAUCUCAACGAUCUGAGCAGAGACUCGGAAAGCUCAGACUCGAUAAGAGAAGAUUCGAUCGACAGGAAGAGUGCUUAUCACGUGAAUACCGCCUCCGUUACCCCGCCCGCAGUGACUGUUCAUACAAGCCAACCAGAGCAAAAGCUCCAUGUUCAGAGCCUCUCUACUAUAAGGGUCACACCGGGGGAUGUUAGUGGCACCGGAUCUGGCGGAGGCAGUGGAGACGCCGCUUCAGAAAUACCAUCAGUCGCCUCCAGCCGGGAAUCCACACUACGGCGGAAAGGCCACAAUGUCAUCCUGAUUCCAGAGAGAGGAAACAGCCCGGAUAUCACCCGAAAUGUUUUUUACAAGGGCGCGUCGAUACCGAGUAAGGAAUAACGCACAGAAUGACCGAAGGCUUCAGGGCCGUAUGUGAUCAUGAAGCGACACGCUCGUUUUUCCAGGACGCUUUCACGCUGGCGCCCUUUGAAUCAAACUCUACUUCAUUUCUACCCUUGAUGCAUUUCAUUUAGUGUAAACAAAGUCAUCAAAGUUUGAGUUUGGUUAACUGGUAAGCGGUCUGGGUGCGGUUUUACCAACAAAUCUAACGUGGUCCUGUUGGGAGAACCUCCUAUAAGCCACUCCAAAUGGCAAACGAAAAUAUCAGGUGUGAGCCCAAACGGCUUUACGGUGAUGUGAACGUAGCUA